UUUGCCCAGGAUAUUUGUGCAAGCCCAGGUUUGUUUGCACCAGACGCCAGGGGUUGACAGCCUGGGAGGAGUGUGUGACAGUUGGCUAGCGCUGUGAGGCCCAGGCCAAGCCAAGUCGCCUCAGGGGCCGAGGCUAUGCGCUGGGGGAGGGGCGGGGCGGCGGAGCAGAGGAGCUGUGACUGCUACUGCUGGGAGGGAUAGAGGCCUCACCUCGGGGUGCUGGUGCCCCGCAGUCGGAGAGGGAAGAGCAAACACCCUUGAGAGCCUUCUCGGGGGCUCUUGGGUCGCACAGUCUCUAGGGGUCUCCUAGGCUGGUGGGGGCUGCCCCGAUUUGUCACCGGAAACAAUGGGGAUUCCGGGCCCGAGGCAAUGGCGCAAGUCCUGGGGGAAGGGGAAAUUUAGCUUCCUCUGGUUUAGCCCUCCGGGGCCAAGCCGCGAGCCCUGGUGGCUGUGAGCAAGGGACUUGCAAGUGUCGAGUUAGGACGGGACUAGGCUGGCGGGCCUCUGUCUACAAUCUCUUCGCGGACGGUCCGUUCUCCUGUAUCCCGGCCGGUUUUUGUGAUCUGCUCUCAUCUCUAGGCCAGGCCCUAAGCAAAGAGCAAAGAACUGGCCAGGGCCCCUCCCUCCCGGGCCCCUCCCUCCCUCGGAUCUGGGGUUUUGUAGCAGCAGCAGCAGCAGCAGCAGCAGCAGCAGCAGCAGCAGCAGCAGCAGCAGCAGCAGCAAGGCGCUCAGGUUCUGGAAGAGAGUCUUGUCGACAAGCGCCGCAGGGCUCGCUCCAGGGGUGAGGAAGAGCUCUGUCCUGGGGUCUAGCUCACCACAGAGACCGACGAUCCCUGGCCCUGCCCUGCUUUCAGAUCGCGAAUUUAGCGACAGCCCCUUCGCUACCCACCGGCCGCGUUUCCGGGCUCAGUGCUGGGGUUGCGGCACCCGGAACACAGACGAACGCAGUAUGUGCACUAGUUGUUGGAACCGGGGUACAGCUCUGCGGCACUGAGAGCUCGGCGGCCCCAAGUAUGCCGCUGGGGGCGGGGCUUGCAGAGGCCCCGCCCCAGCCCUGCACGGCCCUCCCCCGCCUCUUGGCCGAGUAGGCCAGGGGUUGAGCUGCGCUCUGAGUCCACGCCUCAGCGGGUCUCUUUGCAGCAGUUGCGAAAACCCGGAACGAAGGUGUUGUUGCCGUUCGGCAGAGCGGCGCCGCCCCUCGCCGCACCUCCCCGCCAGUCCUCGGAGGCCUCGCUGGGCAUGCUCAGUCCGCAGGGCCGCUUCAGCUCUCGUAGUAGGAAGCUUGGGGCGCUUGGCUUGUGAGGACCCACGGCGUUGCGAAGAUGGAGCCCUUUACCAAUGAUCGACUUCAGCUUCCAAGGAAUAUGAUUGAAAACAGCAUGUUUGAAGAAGAACCAGACGUGGUAGAUUUAGCCAAAGAACCUUGUUUACACCCUCUGGAACCCGAUGAAGUGGAAUAUGAGCCCCGGGGUUCGAGGCUACUGGUGCGAGGUCUUGGUGAGCAUGAGAUGGACGAGGACGAAGAGGAUUAUGAGUCAUCUGCAAAGCUGCUGGGCAUGUCCUUCAUGAACAGAAGCUCAGGCCUUCGAAACAGUGCAACAGGCUACAGGCAGAGUCCAGAUGGGACUUGUUCAGUACCCUCUGCCAGGACCUUAGUGGUCUGUGUUUUUGUCAUCGUGGUUGCUGUCUCUGUGAUUAUGGUGAUUUAUCUACUGCCUAGAUGUACCUUUACCAAAGAAGGCUGCCACAAAAAAAACCAGUCAACAGGACUAAUUCAGCCAAUUGCCACAAAUGGGAAAUUGUUUCCAUGGGCACAAAUUAGGCUUCCCACUGCCAUUAUGCCUCAGCGCUAUGAACUUAGCCUACACCCAAACCUAACCUCAAUGACAUUCAGGGGCUCUGUGACAAUUUCACUUCAGGCUCUUCAAGCCACGUGGAAUAUCAUUCUCCAUAGCACAGGACACAAUAUUUCAAGAGUGACAUUUAUGUCAGCAGUUUCAAGUCAAGAAAAACAAGUUGAAAUCCUGGAAUAUCCAUAUCAUGAACAAAUCGCCAUUGUUGCCCCUGAAGCCCUUCUAACAGGACACAAUUAUACUUUGAAGAUAGAGUAUUCGGCAAAUAUAUCUAACUCUUAUUAUGGGUUUUAUGGCAUCUCCUACACAGAUAAAAGUAAUGAGAAAAAGUACUUUGCAGCAACUCAGUUUGAACCCCUGGCAGCAAGAUCUGCUUUUCCCUGUUUUGAUGAACCAGGAUUUAAAGCCACAUUUAUCAUCAAGAUUACAAGGAAUGAGCAUCACACUGCAUUAUCCAAUAUGCCUAAGAAGUCAUCAGUCCGUACAGAAGAAGGACUUAUUCAGGAUGAGUUUUCUGAAAGUGUGAAAAUGAGCACAUACCUGGUUGCUUUCAUUGUAGGGGAGAUGAGGAACCUGAGUCAGGAUGUAAAUGGAACCCUGGUUUCAAUAUAUGCUGUACCAGAAAAGAUUGGUCAAGUUCACCAUGCCUUGGACACAACUGUAAAGCUCCUUGAGUUUUAUCAAAAUUACUUUGAAAUUCAAUAUCCACUUAAGAAAUUGGAUUUGGUGGCCAUUCCUGACUUUGAAGCGGGAGCAAUGGAAAAUUGGGGCCUGAUUACAUUCCGAGAAGAGACUCUUCUGUAUGACAAUGCCAGUUCUUCAGUAGCAGAUAGAAAAUUGGUUACUAAAAUCAUUGCUCAUGAGCUGGCACAUCAGUGGUUUGGUAAUCUGGUUACAAUGCAGUGGUGGAAUGACCUAUGGCUAAAUGAAGGCUUUGCGACUUUCAUGGAGUAUUUCUCUGUGGAAAAAAUAUUCAAAGAGCUCAACAGUUACGAAGACUUCUUAGAUGCUCGAUUUAAAACCAUGCGGAAAGAUUCCUUGAAUUCAUCCCAUCCAAUAUCAUCAUCUGUUCAGUCUUCAGAACAAAUAGAAGAGAUGUUUGAUUCUCUUUCCUAUUUUAAGGGAGCUUCUCUCUUGUUGAUGCUGAAAACUUACCUUAGUGAAGAUGUGUUUCAGCAUGCUAUCAUUCUUUACCUGCACAAUCACAGUUAUGCAUCCAUUCAAAACGAUGAUCUCUGGGACAGCUUUAAUGAGGUCACAAACAAAACAUUAGAUGUAAAGAAAAUGAUGAAAACCUGGACCCUACAGAAAGGAUUCCCAUUGGUGACUGUCCAGAGAAAGGGGACCCAGCUCCUUCUACAACAAGAAAGAUUUUUUCUAAGCAUGCAAGCAGAAAUUCAGGCUCCAGAUGCCAGCUACCUUUGGCAUAUUCCAAUAUCCUAUGUCACUGAUGGAAGAAACUAUUCAGAAUAUCGAUCAGUUUCACUACUGGACAAGAAAUCAGAUAUCAUCAAUCUUACAGAACAAGUACAGUGGGUCAAAGUCAAUACAAACAUGACUGGCUAUUACAUUGUUCACUAUGCUGAUGAUGACUGGGCAGCUCUAAUCAAUCAGUUAAAGAGAGAUCCUUAUGUUUUGAGUGACAAAGAUCGAGCCAACCUCAUAAAUAACAUCUUUGAACUUGCAGGCCUUGGCAAAGUGCCUCUUCGGAUGGCAUUUGAUUUGAUUGAUUAUCUUAGAAAUGAGACCCAUACUGCACCCAUCACUGAAGCCCUGUUCCAGACGGGCCUUAUCUAUAACCUCUUGGAAAAACUAGGACACAUGGACCUGGCCUCAAGAUUGGUGACCAGAGUAUAUAAAUUGCUCCAGAACCAAAUCCAGCAACAGACUUGGACUGAUGAGGGAAUGCCAUCCAUGCGAGAGCUUCGGUCAGCCUUGCUGGAAUUUGCCUGUGCCCACAGACUAGAGAACUGUACCACUAUGGCCACAAAGCUUUUUGACAAUUGGAUGGCAUCAAAUGGAACUCAGAGCCUGCCUACUGAUGUCAUGAUCACUGUGUUCAAAGUUGGAGCGAGAACCGAGAAAGGCUGGUCAUUCCUCUUAAGCAUGUAUUCAUCCAUGGGCUGUGAAGCAGAAAAGAAUAAAAUACUUGAAGCUCUUGCCAGCUCAGAGGAUGUGCAGAAACUUUACUGGUUAAUGAAAAGUAGCCUUGAUGGUGAUAUCAUCCGAACACAGAAGUUGUCGCUUAUCAUCAGAACAGUGGGCAGACACUUUCCUGGACACUUGCUGGCAUGGGAUUUUGUUAAAGAAAACUGGAAUAAGCUUGUACAUAAGUUCCAUCUGGGCUCCUAUACUAUACAAAGUAUUGUUGCUGGAUCAACUCACUUGUUUUCAACGAAGGCACAUUUGUCUGAGGUCCAGGCAUUCUUUGAAAAUCAGUCAGAGGCAACCUUGCAGCUUCGGUGUGUCCAGGAGGCUUUGGAAGUUAUUCAGCUGAAUAUCCAGUGGAUGUCGAGGAAUCUGAAAACUCUGACCUUGUGGCUGUAGCACUCACAGCUGAUCUUCCGGUGCCCACGGCUCUGCUGCUUUUGCAAAAGUUGAAGUGAAGGCAGGCCUGCUACUGAAUUGUUUGCACUGUUAGGAAUUCUAGUCAGCUCAGGGCCCAAUUGUGUUUUUCAUGUCUUUUCUGAAAUGUCUUUAGGCAGUAAGUAGUUAUUUAUUACAAAAUUAUAUUCACCUGUAUACUAACCAUCUACAAAAACAAUGCAUAAUUUUUCUUUGGACACACAAAUGGAGAAAAAAAAGUCAUAUUUGAAAUUCUGUUCUGUUUAUUAGUGUCCAGAGAGUUGCUGACAUAGUACAUCCAAGGAAAGUCUGCUGUAAGAACCACCAUAUCUGAGGGUUGCUGAUUGGCCAGUUGGUUGUUGCUCCUUGUUCAUAGAUGCAUUUGGAGUAUGAUAGCCUGGAAGAGUCCAGUGCCAAAGGCCUGGAAGAUGCAAUUAUAGACAACUGACCUCAGGUGGGCAGGUCUGCCCUGAUUGGGGGUUCUUUAAAAGGUUUAUAUCUUUAUUAUAAUUUUCCCUGCAGAAUAAUCAGGUUCUAAAGAGUUUAUCUUGUUUCUGUUGAACAAAUGAACGAACAGGCCCCAAAUUGCAGUUUUCCAAGUAUUUAACACUUUCUGCUUCAUCUUUAUGGCGCUACUGUAGGAAGGUAUUCUGAAUUGAGUUAAUGUUAAUUAUUUUAUCCAUGAAUUCCAGUACCCCCCAACUCUAUACACUUGGUUAGUCCUGCUUAGGUAGAUUUUCUGCUGUGGAGGAGUAUUUCUUUGCUUUGGCAAGCUUUCUGUUAAGCACUGGUAUUUUUGUCAUUUACUUUCCCACCAAGAAUGUAAUUUGUUUAAGUUGCCUUUUGACCUAACAAAUCAUACCCUUUACUGUGUGAAUCGUACCCAUGUGUGUGCUUUUACUUUAUGUUACAAUGUGUAUUAGAAGCAUUUCUCAAGAAAUUAAAGCUUUUUAUUUUGAAGUUCACCAUAGUACCUUAAAGGGACAAUGAGAAUGUGGAAAAGGAAUAAGUUGAAAAUAUGGUGGACUAUGAAUUCUUUUUUCACUGUUAAAAACAGUACUUCUGUUUAGUUGAAAAAAAAAAAAAACUGUAGCUUUGUUUUCCUUUCUUAUGGCCAAACUAACAUUAAACAGAGCAGCCAAGGCUCAAGCAAAGGAAAAGGGAGGGAGGGUGUCCAGAGCAGAAUGCAGGCGUUUUCACUCCUUCUGAAGGAGAAAUACUGUACUUGAAUUUUUUGAGCUAUGCAGACUUAUUCCUAGAUUGUUGUGUUUCUUUGAUUCUUAGGAGAGAAGUUUUCUUCUUAAUAACUCAUGAGAAUUCUAUAUUUUGUUUGAAAACUGUCCGUGUACAUAAAAAAGAAUUACUCAUUUGUGAACACUGAAAACACUCCACAGAAUCAGACCAUAGAAAGGCCACUUUUUUUAUUUGGCUGUUGUAAAGUUAGAAUAUGUGGAGCUGUAUACAAAGUUAUAGUUUAUUUUAUGAAAAUAUUUUUAUAUAACAAAAUUUUAAUGGCUGACAAGCUGAAAAUAGCCUGCUUUAAAUCUAGUGUUUGCUCCCAAUUUAGUCUUUUCUAAACAUUUUUGUGUUUUUGAGUAGAAAAUGUUAUUCCUGAGAAUCACAGAAUCAUCUUGAUAUCUUUGUGAAAUAGUUAAUUGUAGAUCUUUAUUUCCUUUGUGCUUUUGGUAAAUGAAUGAUAGUUUAGUUGAUACUGAAGGUUGUGGGGGGUUGUAUUUUUAGAGUGAAGGGAAAAUACUCUGGUGGGUUUUAGUUGCCUUUUUUUUUUUUUUACCAUGUUGUAUUACUAAAUUCUACUUUGAUACAAAAUUUAACUUUUGCUACUUCUCAAGAUCAGUUCAAUCUUGAGAUUUAUCUGCCCAUCUUGGCAUUGAUCCUAAAGUCUAUGUAACUCUGCAUAUGGCAAAUCUUGUCUUAAAUAACACUUUUUUCCAUGUAUGAGUGUGAAUGUAUAUGGUGUGUGAUGUUGUAAAUAAAGCCUUAUGAGGAUAUGUGCUUAAAAAAAAGUAAUUCUUGAUUCACUUCUAUCAGAAGCUGUUCAUUCCCAGGAUACUGGAGCCAUAAUAUUUUCAGUCUUACCUAUAAUCUUCAUCUCAAUUGUUUUUAACUUUGAUAGGCCUCCUCUUAAUUUUCCCACAAAAUCCUGUGAUUUUUCAUGUUUUGUUAGCCCGUUAUGUGCAGCCUCUUAUAACUAACUCAAAGUCAAGAAUAUAAGGCUGAGAGGUAGCAUGUAUAGUCUGAUAAGUAUAUUGGUAGCGUUCAGAUUUUCCUCCUCCGAAAUUUACAUUGCGUUCUGUACUUCUAGGAAGGAAGAUUGAGGCACAGGCCAGCUUGUGCUCUAGGUAUAAGCACACAGAUAUCCGACAUUGUUGGGUAGUGAUUGAAUGAGCAUUCUGCUCACCACAGAGAAAGGGUGUACUUGAAUAUAAUAUGAAAGGUACGCCUUGAUUAUUAGGAAAAAUUGAAUUGGAAAUCUAGAUUUGUGGGGGAAAAAUUGAUUUGGAGAUCUGAAAGUUAGGAAUUGGAGGAGAUAAGUUUAGUCUACUAAUAUAGAGUUAGCUAUAAUAAAAAGUAGUGGCAAUUUCUCCUCAGAAACUUGUGCCUUCUGUCUCAUUUUGUCUUUAAAAAUGAAAUUGUGUUUGUCAGUGUUCAGUGUUUACAAACUUUCUUGCUAUCACAGGUUCUACUUAACUGGUUUUCUUUGCCACAUGUGUUUUCAUUUUAUGAGACUUUAGCCACCAUUAGAACAAAAGCUUCCAGAAGAGUCCUGGGUAUAAAAAAAAACAAAUCCAGCUGCAUCAGGUUUACUGGGUACCAAACAAUUCUUUCUGAUUAUUGGGAAGCAAGAAAUUAACAUUAAGUCUUGUGUUUGUUGCAUGAUUGAUAGCCUGUUGUUGAAUUGGAUUUUAAAGGUGCUUACUUAAUCUAAAGCACCUGGAAUGGUAAUCUUCAGCCAGACUGCUGAGCAUUUAUAUAAGACCAUGUGUUCGAGGGUUUCAGGGAUGGCACAGUACCUCUCAGGUGCACUGUUGCUGAGGACUGCAGUCCCAGGUUGAGUUCACAGAUAAGAGUGGGUUGGUUUAUAUCGACCUCUUAAAAAUUGGGAUCACAGGUAUAAUGUAGUUCCCCCACCCUUGCCUUACUUUUAUUUAUACAGAAUGAAUCCUCUGUUUUGGAAAUGUUCUGUCUUUUUUCAUUUAUAGUUCUUGAAACUCAGAUAUACACACACACACACACACACACACACACACACACACACACACACACACACACACAUUUGCCUGGUUUUAUGUUCUUUUAUUUUGUUCUUAAAUCUCUGAAAUAUCAAAGAAGUACAAAGUGAAAAGUGGAGGUCUCAAAAGUAUGACAAAUCUACUCUUUUCCCCAUCCCAUACUGCCUGGUUGGGCAAUAAUUAGCAGAAUAAGUGCUUGAUUUUUAGAGAGUUUGUGGGAGCUUUUGUGAGGGAGGUGAUAUAUACUUUUGAAACAUACACAUGUAUUUUUAUGUUUUUAUUUUACAAAUUUUGUCCUGGUAAAGAGUGAAAUACUGCUCUCUGAUAAUCUCUCCUCUUCCCAUGUUGCCUACAGCUAUAGAGUAAUUUGGUUUUAAUUUUUGAAAGGAUGUGGUAGGUUUCAAGAAGGAGCAAGGUAACUUCUUUUAAAAGUGUGUAGAAAUAAUUUUGCUGCUAUUUGGGACUUAAUGCUGCCCUCCUGACAUUCUUGUGGACAUGUACAUAACCAUGCAAGUCCACAUGGAUGCAUUGGCAAUAACAGAAUAGUAAUAGUGCCUACUGUUUUGUUCUAGUCUUAGGAACUUAGGUUGCCUCUCAUCCUUUCAAGCACAUUUAUAAAUGCAAUUCUACUUUUUAGACUUGUUUCUUUGCAUAGAUAACUUAAUUACCAUUAUGACUGAGUAUGACAGAGUGUUCCCUUUUCCUUGUUCCCUUUAAGGCAAUAAUUAAUUGUUCUGUUAGGGAGAGUUUGGAAGAGAGUAGAGUAGUGCUUGCUAUGAUUUUUUAUUACUAAUUUUGUUUGGUCCUAUGCCCUUGAAAUGCAUGUGAAAAUACCUGAUGAAAUGUGGAAGACCAAAUUAAACAGUCACAUUUUAUCACCUCUUAUUGCUUGUUGGCAGUAGCCAAUAGAAUGGCUGUAUGAGUGGAGUGUGGGGGUGCAGGGAUGUGUACCUAAUGCCUGUAUGUAUGUUCUUACUACUGUAUUGUAUUAAUUCACUGGAUGCUCAGAGUGGAAGGUACCAGUGGAGUUCAGAUGUAUAACAGUGCCUCUUUUCCUUUCUUUUAUUGUCUGAGGUGCAAUACUUGUUAAAGUAGUUUUUUUUGAAAGUUGGAUUUGGGUUUGGGGUGGUGGUUGUUUGGUUGGUUGGUUUUUGCUAGUCUGGAAAAGUAGUUUUGGGGUAAAAGUAUAUACUUUUUAAGUGUAUAAACAUGCUUUGCUGCAUUUUACUUCCUUGCUUUCCCUGUCCUUUCCGUGGAUUUACGAGGGAAGUUGGGGAUCUCUCUAAGAGGUUUCUUCCUUAUCGUACAUUGGACAUGCAGUGAGUGUCAAGUAGCACAGGCAGCUUUGGAGGUGGGGCCGACAUAUGCCUUCACUGUGCUUUUGCUAUGUGCUUUUGUUCCUUGGUCACUUUGUUCCAUUGGGUACCUGUCUUGAACUUGGACUUACCAGUUUCUGACAAACCAUGGAGCUUUGAAUUUAGUGUCCUAGUGUUCUUAUCCAUCGAUGUGGGAAGGAUUUUCUUUUCAUUUUUUAUCUUAGCUUUAGGGGGGACUAAGGGCAGGAGAUAUAGUCUUACAAAUGUAUAUAAUUUUGUUACUAUACUGUGUUAUUUCAUUUGGUACUAAGUCCUUUACAUGGGCGUAUAAGUGCCUAAUGAGACGUGGAGGUCCGGAUGUAUGAAAACUUCCUCUUUUCCCUUUCCUCAUUGCCUCUGUGGGCAAUUGUAGAGUAGCAUAGAUUUUCUAACUCUGUUCCACCCUCAAGGGUGGGUAUGUAUAUACUUUAAAAUGUAAAUAUAAAUUUUUUAAUCUUUUUGUUGUUUCUUCAUUUGUACCUAAACCUGUCUGUGGACACUUAGGUACAUAAGGAAUAUUGAGGUUCAUUCUAUGAAAAAUCUCCCCAUCCCCUUCCCUCAUUGCCUGUCUGGGCAAUCGCUUAUAGAGUAGUUGUGUAGCUUUGGCAUGGGAGUAUGGGGUGAAAGAGUUCUGGGUUUUUACUUUUUUAAAUGUAUUUGAAAGUUUGUCAGUUAUUUCAUUAUUUCACUCCCAAUCUGCUUUUGUGUUUGAGCUUACUGUCAAAGGAAGUGAGAAUCUAUACCCAGAGGCAUGGAACAUCUUUGCUUCACUCAUCACCUGUGCCAUACUGUAGGAGUAUAUGAGUACUGUGGGGCUUGGGUUCUUGUUUUGUCUGUUCAUUGCUUAUAACACAGCUUGUUAGAGAAAAAGGUAACCAUGUAUGUAUGUGUAUGUGUGUGCAUAUAUGUAUACACACACACACACACACACACACACAUACACACACACACACACAUUACGUUGUAAUGCCUUGUGAUGUUAACUUCAUUUUGAACCUGGUCCUUGGCGUGACUGUUUUUUUAAAUAUGUAUUUAAUGAACAUUGAGAUUGAUUCUAUGAAAACUCUCCACACUCCCUUAUCCCUCAUUGCCUGGUGGGCAGUGGUAGACUAGAUGUUUUGUUUACUUAUUUUUUGUUGCUUUGUGGGGGGGUCUGGGUGUACAUAUAUUUUUGAUAUAUAUAAAUAAUUGCUACAUUCUAUAUAUUAUUCCACAUAGCACCAGUUCUUUGCUGGGAUUUGUAGAUAUAUAAUGAAACAUGGAGGUCUAGACGUAUGAUAACUCUCCCCUGCUCCCUUUCCUCAUUGCCUAUAGAGGCAAUAAUUUUAUAACGGGUUUUUUUUUUUUUUUUUAGUGGAGGGGAGGGGGGACUGCUUAGAUAGGUAGUGGUUAGAUAGAGUGCAUGCUUUUAAAAUAUAUUUUUUCAUGGUACUGAUUAGGCUCCUAGUCCUUUGCAUGGAUAAAUGGGUACCUAAUCAAAAUUGAGGAUUGGUGUAUGACAUACCUCCUAUUCUCCCCUUCUCCUUAUGCUUGUAUUGGCAACAGUGAGUAGAGCAGUUGUGUGUUUUUUACUUAAUUGUUUUGGAUUUAUAUUUUUGAUAGAAGACUAUCCUUAGUAUAAAUAGUUUUGGUUUUUUUUAUUUCAUUUUGUGUUUAGUUCUUUGCCUAACUAUAAAGGGCAUAAUGAAAAUUAGUUUCAUAAUAUGAUAGAGUGCAUCCUUUCUUGCAUAUGUCAUCACUCAGCAGUAACUAGUGCAGUUGUUUUGGUUUUUUUUUUUUUUUAUUCUAGUUAUUUUCUAGGAUAUAUCUUUAAGGAUACAAAUAUAUACACAUACAUAUUCAAUUUUUCCCUUGCUGUCAUUGUUUUGCUUUAACAUUUAUUCCUUUGAAGAUUUCUACAUGCACCUAGGACAAAAACAAAAGCUCAUUACAUCUUGGGCACCUGACUGGAAGUGCAGCCCUGUGACUCCAUGUCGAACAGUGGCAAUGAGCAUGCAGCAAAUAAGAUGGGCAAAGACACUCAGAUAUGGCUGCGUUGUGGAAACUAAUCAGACCCAGCAAUUCUAAUGUGUCAAACUGAGAUGGUGGAAGAACUUCAGGGGCUAGCUUUUUCUAUCUUAGAACAUCCACAGAUGGGAGGGCAAAUUGGCCCCUUCUUACCCAGAACUCUUUUGUGUGGCUGCAUCUCUUCCCCAGUUCUCUAUUAACUGAACCAUUCCUGUUCUGUUUUUCCUUUUGCCUCCAGCGCCUUCGUUGUUAUUAGGUGCUGUCUUAGGUUGUACUCACAAAUUUAAGCUAAUGCUGCAUCCUAGUCGACUUUGUGAUUCUGUGUGCAUCUCAUGCACCCAAGCCUGUGUGUCUGCUCUCAGCAUUCUUAUAUUCCACCACAUGGUAAAUGUUAUGACUACACAUUUGUCUGCAUCAAAGAAAAUGCACAUGCAUACCUUCCCUGUCCUUGCUGCAUCUUAGCUUUGUUUUGUUUGUACAUUUUUUUAAUUGAUAUUCCAUGAGGAAGAUUUGCCAUAUCCUUUUAAGAAACACUGAGUGAUAGAUAGGACUCCUAGAAAAAAUUCUCAAAGAAGUGUUAUUUACCAUAUCAAACUCAGGAAUGUGUUGGAAAAUUAGUCUAGUAACAUUGCUGUUACUUAUACCUGCUGCUGUAGGAAAAGUUAUUCAUGACACAUUUACCUUUGAUCAUAAAUAAAAGAGAAAGGGCCACCUUUUUGGAGUUAGUCAUGGUAGUCAUUAGUUAUAUUUUUGAACCGUUUUUAAUUUGAAAUACUUCAAAGGAAGUAAAGGUCAUGGCUUAGCUCAAAGAAAUGCUCCAGAAGUUCGGCUGUAUAAAUCAUCAGUACAAUAAUACACUCUGUGUGUGUGUGUGUGUGUGUGUGUGUGUGUGUGUGUGUGUGUGUGAAAUGAGAAUUGCUACAUAAUUGGAGCAUUUGCCUUCAUCAGCAAAUCACAUUGAGACAAACUAUAGUCGGCUGUCUUGAUUAAAGCCAAGUGUUCCUUGUGGCUGUGAGGAAGAGUCUCUUGCAAAUACUUUGGAAAGUAACUACUUGGAAACUUACAAAGGUAUUACUUUUUUUUUUUUUUUUAAUUUAAACACCAGUAGAAACCUUCAGUUCCUUCAGUCUGAGUUCGUGGGUAAAAUUCUAAAUUUGUAUUCUAAUCUGUCUUUUGUGGAAAUUUUUGAAAAUAGUAUGUAUGUGUAAUAUUGUAUGUGCAAAUUGUAUUGUUUUACUUGUAAAGGGAAAAUGCUUAUUUUUCUUUGUACUUGUUUUGCAUAUGACCAGCACUGAUUGAAAGGCAUGUUUAACUGCAAACACUUGCUUUCUUUGUGAAAUGAAAAUAAAGUAUUUAAAUACAAA
Molecule: messenger RNA, 12395 nt
Organism: Peromyscus californicus insignis
Lineage: Eukaryota; Metazoa; Chordata; Mammalia; Rodentia; Cricetidae
Gene: Lnpep
Product: leucyl and cystinyl aminopeptidase
Exons: 18
Coding region: 1323-4400 (1025 amino acids)
Biological process (GO): proteolysis; peptide catabolic process
Cellular component (GO): cytoplasm
Molecular function (GO): metalloaminopeptidase activity; peptide binding; zinc ion binding
Source: RefSeq, a predicted model, not a curated record